Carassius carassius (crucian carp) is the source of this 2332-nucleotide messenger RNA. RefSeq names its product synapse differentiation-inducing gene protein 1-like. Lineage: Eukaryota; Metazoa; Chordata; Actinopteri; Cypriniformes; Cyprinidae. The transcript is spliced from 5 exons. Gene Ontology annotation, cellular component: intracellular membrane-bounded organelle; membrane. The record is from RefSeq and is a predicted model, not a curated record. The coding region runs from base 818 to 1576 and encodes 252 amino acids.
AUCGUCAAUAUCCCCAGUGGAGCUUCCCUCACGAGAUGUGAAAUCGAUACGCUUUAUAGCUCUUAGAGCUUCGAACCCACGCAAACCUGCUGUCGUAUUGUGUUUUAUAUCGGCUAGAGAGUAAACGGAAACACAUCCACGCACGCUGGACAUUUUUCGUGUCCUGUUUGGAGGGACACACGACGGAAAUUCCGUUCACUCCGUCACUGACAGCAUUUUCACCUUGUUCUCUCAGUACGAAACACUGACUUUUAUGGAACGGGAAUUAACAGCUUCGCACAGCACUAAGGUUAUUUGAUGACUACAUAGUAUAAAACCACGGAGACCGAGAAAGAUUUUUGUGUUUUUAAAGCUUCUGGCAAGAAAGUUCGCGCGGUCCUGAGCAGCUCAACUGAAAGAUGCGCGCGGAUUUAUACUAUUAUGAGGUGCGGUGUACAGAACCAGGCUUUUAAAGCUUUACUGUGUUACUGUCAGUAAUUUUACCUGCUUUUUAUCAGGUUGUUCUUUGUUUCAGUGCUCGUGUCCAUCCUUAGAAAUCAGAGGUGUUGCUGUUUACCGAGUUUACCGGUGCUUCACGGACUUCUGCGAUGCGAGAGUCGGAUUCAAACCGUUUGACAUUUCUUUGGAAAGCCAGUCGACUGUCAAAUUGGCAUUGAAUCAAAUCGAAUGAGCCGGCACCUGGAUUGCUCAGUCGCAAGCUCACGUCCUAUUGAACACAUUAGCACCUGUCACAUCAGUUCAGCCAAGGUCAUCGCUCCUUCCCUUCAUUCUGCAUCCGGCUGUUAAACACAAAGUCCCGGUGCUCUGCUCUUCUACAAUGGAGAGCCUAAGUGAGCUUCAGAACCCUCUUCUGGAUAAGGACAGCAAGCAUAUGGUGAUGGUUGACUAUGGCUAUGGGGGAGACUUCCACAGCAACCAGUAUCAGGAGAACAUUAUAAACUACUUUGUGACUGGUGGAAGUGGAGGAGGUGGUGGUGGCGGAGUUGCAGUUACGGGAGGAAACGACAAUGCUAGAGGCCAGCUACUGGAUGCCACCUCGCUUCACUUGGCGGUGGAGGCCUUUUACAAGCCUAACUUCAUCCUAUACAAGGACGAUGUGAGUGGCAAGGGCAAGGAUUAUAAAAACGAGUGCUGUGAGACCACCUUCAUGGAGAAAAAGGACGUAGAGGUAGAGACCCCCAGUACGGAGGACCCACAGGCUAAACUGCUGGAUGAAAACGAGGUGAAAAUCCAGACAGUGUCUUACGAGGUAGAGGAAGAGGAAUACGUGGAAUACGAGACAGAUUGCUCCAGCGACAGUGAGAGUGAGGACAACUUCAUUGCCAUCCCUCCUCGUGAUCACCUGGGCCUCGCUAUCUUCUCUAUGCUCUGUUGCUUCUGGCCUCUGGGCAUUGCUGCUUUCUACUUUUCUCAGGGGACCAGCAAAGCCGUGACCAAGGGAGACUUCCCAUUGGCUAGCAUCGCAUCUAGACGAGCCUUGUUCCUAGCCGCUCUGUCCAUCACCAUUGGGACGGGGGUCUACGUGGGUGUGGUGGUGGCCCUCAUCGCAUAUCUGUCCAAACCAGGCCACAUUUAGCACAGCCAGGAGAGGGCUACAGGACUCCACGAUACUAAACAACCCGCUCUGAACAUAUUUUUCUAAAUGUCUCAUAUCUUAUCCCUCCCCGUGGACUGGCUGUCUGCCCAAAUCAGAGAAAAGGGAUGAACCAAAAGAAUAAAAUAUAAAUGUAAGCUUGUCACACCACACUGCAUAAAACUUAACUUAGUCUGAGAGCAGUUCAGGUGAAGAAUAUAAACUACCGACAAAUAAGCAAUCCAAUUAACCAAACCCAAGGGAAUCUAUUCCAGAGGACACAUUUAAGGAUCAAAAGGGACUAAGUGCCCUUGGAUUUGUUUUUCCCUUUCCAACUGUAUUUCGUUCCAAACCUGAAAGAGAAUUGAAGCCGUUCUCAGUUUCUCUCACAUUACUUACUAACUCCGUUAAACCCUGUAUAUGUGUGUGGCCCAAUUAAACCAGCACUGCUGAAUAUACCAACUGCAUUUUAUGAGCUCCAUUAAAAAGGACAGAAUAUUGUCCAAAAUAAAACAGCUUUCUAUGUUGUAAGUGAAUGUGGAGUUCAAGCACAAACUUAAAUGCUUAUGAUCAUGGCACAGAACUACAGGACAAGAAAUAACUAUCAAAGACAACUUGGUCCACCUCUGUGAAUUGAAACUCAUCUGUGACAUUCAACAUCACUUAUACACAACCUUUCAUUCCCACUUGUUAAGGGCUCUAUGCUUUGUGUGUAAAUUGUGUCUUUUGUUUUGUCCAAAACUUCAUUUUGACCCAAGA